AUGUGCUUUGGCACUGCGGUGGGACGAAAUCGUGACGGAACACAAGGACUCAGGACGCAGAUUGGCUCCAGGACCUGCCAUCCAGCGUGCCUUCACUUCGCGCUAUCAAGGACCUUUGUAUCGAAGCUCGCAAGAAGAAGGACUGGCAUGAGUUCAUGCUCGGCGGACGAUAUGACAAGAUCUUAUGAUCUCGGCUUGAUCGUUAUCGGCAUCGGUAUCGAUCGGCAUCCUUCCCUGCGCUUCUUACAUGGGCAUCCUCGGUAUCUUGAUGUUUCAUCGAUCUUCAAUCUACGACUUACUCCACCAUUCAGGAUGUGCUCUGACGGAUACGAGCGCAACAAAACGGUCCUCAAGAAGGGUAACUCGAGACUCGUGCAAGUUGGGGCCUCGAACCCGCGAUCUCAAUUGACCGGUGCCUUAGGGUGCCUUACUCUAGCCAGUGGAACUCCAAACACGGUGAGAUGUUCGCACAGUUUCUGUGGAAGGGGUUUCUGA
Microbotryum saponariae is the source of this 495-nucleotide messenger RNA. NCBI's taxonomy places the organism in Eukaryota, Fungi, Basidiomycota, Microbotryomycetes, Microbotryales, Microbotryaceae. The record is from the annotation of a GenBank genome assembly.